AUGUCAGCACCCGUACGUCCACCACAAAAACAUUACUCCCCUCGUACACCUGAACAUAUAAAAAUUGACAAUAUUAUAAAUGGUAAAAAAAAAAUUAAUAUUAAAAAACCAGAAGGUGAUGAAAAAGAUGGAAAUAAAAAAAAUUAUAAAAUAAUAAAUGUUGGAGGUAAAAUUUAUGACAAUAGAAGACCCAAUGAUUCAUGUCCAAUUCUUAAAACUAAAGGAACCUCUAAUGUGAAUCUUAAUAACAGUGCAAAAUGUGGAAGUUUAAAUAAUCAAAAUAAUUUUAAAUCAAAAACAAGCAUAAAUCUUUCUGAAAGAAAUAAUAAAAAAAAACAAAAAGUUUCAAGUAUAAAUAUUAAAGAGGAGAUUAAAGUUCCUCAAAAUUAUUUGGGUGAUAAUGAUCAUGGAGAAACAAAUGAUGAUGACUUAAAUGUAAUAGAAAAAAGAGAAAAUAUUUUUGCUCUUGAAAAAAAUACAGUAGAACAGUAUGAUAAAAGAAAAGAUUUUUGUAAUAAUUUAUUAGCAAUAAAAAAUUUUAGAUCACUCUUAAUUUGUCCUGCAUUCAAAGAUCCUAAAUAUAAACCAACUGAUUAUACCAAAAAAGCAUGGCUUGAAAAUCCUUCUUUGAAUCGUUUUAAUGAUGUUUUUUGUAUUGAUAGUACAAGAGUUAUUUUAAAACGUUAUUUUUCUAACAGUAACAAGUCAACUGCUGCAUCAAAUUUAUGUCAAAAUAUUCAUAAUCAGGCGUUAAAAGCAAAGAAAAAAAAUGAUUAUAUUCAUGCUAAUUAUGUUAAAAUUCCAUUUUCUGAUUAUGUUUAUAUUUGUACUCAAGGACCACUUCAAAAUACAAUUGAAGAUUUUUUAUUAAUGUGUUGGCAAGAAGAUAGUAAAGUUAUUGUAAUGUUAUGUGAACUUAAGGAAGAUGAUACUGAAAAAUGUUGUAAAUAUUGGCCUGAAGCUAAAGAAGUUGCUACUUUUGGAAGAAUUUGUGUUUACAAUGAAAGAGAAGAUACUAGAAAGUAUGAAGGAAUUGUAAUAAGAACAUUGAAGAUUCAGUUAGGUGAAACAAAAAAAGUAAUAAUACAAUUUCAAUUAAAAUCAUGGCCUGAUCAUUUAGUACCUUCUUCAUCAACUAUUUUAGUAACAUUACUUCGUGAAGUUCAAUUAAUAAGUUCUAGAAAUCCUAUUGUAGUACAUUGUAGUGCUGGAAUUGGGAGAACAGGAACUUUUAUAGGAAUUCAUUAUGCUAGUGAAAGAUUUAAAAAUCAGAAAAAUGAAGAUAUAACAUUAUUAGAUGUAAUAAGAGAAAUAAGAUCACAACGUCUUCAAUCUAUUCAAACAACAAUUCAGUAUGCCUAUCUUAACAUUUGUCUUCUGGAAUAUUUUGCACUAGAUAACAUUAUCGAGUAUGAUGAUAAUGUUAAACAGUUUAUAAAUAAAAAUAUUUCAUUUAUUCAGGAAUAUGCAAGAAGAUUACUUGCCAAAAGAACCAAAGUUAAUUUAACAAAAAAUAAAGAUACACAAGAAUAA
Strongyloides ratti is the source of this 1533-nucleotide messenger RNA. Its product is annotated as Protein-tyrosine phosphatase, receptor/non-receptor type domain and Protein-tyrosine/Dual specificity phosphatase domain and Protein-tyrosine phosphatase, catalytic domain-containing protein. Gene Ontology annotation, biological process: protein dephosphorylation. Bases 1 to 1533 code for a protein of 510 amino acids. The transcript has 2 exons. The record is from RefSeq and is a predicted model, not a curated record. Gene Ontology annotation, molecular function: protein tyrosine phosphatase activity. Lineage: Eukaryota; Metazoa; Nematoda; Chromadorea; Rhabditida; Strongyloididae.